UGGACCUCCUGUCUCGGCUUCAUCAUGUCCGGCGUGGCGUCCUCUCUGGCCAAGAAGCGGGCCCUGGCCGCGGGGUUUGGAACCAAUGCCAACGCGGUGCGGUACCUGAACCAGGACUUUGCUGCGCUCCGGGCGCAGAGUCGUGCGUCAGGGACGCUCUUCUGCGACCCGACGUUCCCCGCGGCUCCCGAGUCUCUGGGCUUCAACGAGCUGGGCCGGAGCUCCCACAAAGUCCGGGGAGUUACCUGGAAGAGACCCACGGAGCUGGUCUCUAACCCCGAGUUCAUCGUGGGCGGAGCCACCAGGACCGAUAUCUGUCAGGGGGCUCUGGGUGACUGCUGGCUCUUGGCUGCCAUCGCCUCCCUGACCAUGAAUGAAUAUGUGAUGGCCAGAGUGGUUCCCACCGACCAGGGCUUUGGUGACGACUACGCCGGCAUCUUUCACUUUCAGUUCUGGCAGUUCGGUGAGUGGGUGGACGUGGUGAUCGACGACCGGCUGCCGGUCAAAGACGGAGAGCUGAUGUUCGUCCACUCGGCCGAGGGGAGGGAGUUCUGGAGCGCUCUGCUGGAGAAAGCCUACGCCAAGGUGAACGGAUGCUAUGAAGCCUUGUCUGGCGGUUCCACCACUGAGGGCUUCGAGGAUUUUACCGGAGGCAUCGCUGAAAAUUUUGACCUCCAACGACCCCCAUCCAACCUGUUCCAGAUCAUCAAGAAGGCUCUGGAGGCCGGAGCGCUGUUGGGUUGCUCCAUCGACAUCACAAGUGCCGCAGACUCUGAGGCUGUGACUCGUCAGAAGCUGGUGAAGGGACAUGCCUACUCCCUGACCGGAGCGGUUGAGGUUAACUACCGGGGUCGCCAGGAGAAGCUGGUGAGAAUGAGGAACCCAUGGGGACAGGUGGAGUGGACUGGAGCCUGGAGCGACGGCUCAUCUGAAUGGAGCCAUGUCCAGGGGGACUGUCCACAUGCCAACGCAGAGGAUGGAGAGUUCUGGAUGUCCUUCACCGAGUUCCUGCGUCACUACUCUCGUAUCGAGGUCUGCACUCUGACCCCCGACGCCAUCAACGACGAAUCCGUCAAACACUGGAGCGUCAGCAAGUUCGAUGGCACCUGGAGGAGAGGAUCCACCGCCGGAGGCUGCAGGAAUCACCCCUACACUUUCUGGACCAAUCCUCAGUUUGUGAUCAAGCUGGAGGAGGAGGACGACGACCCAGACGAUGGUGAGGUGGGCUGCAGCUUUGUGGUCGGUCUGAUCCAGAAGAACCGCAGGAAGCUGCGCAAACAAGGGGAGGACAUGCACACCGUCGGUUUUGCCAUCUACGAGAUUCCAAAGCAGUUCCACGGACAGAGGGAGGUUCACCUGGAUAAGAACUUCUUCCUAACUCACGCUCAGACGGCGAGAUCUGAAACCUUCAUCAACCUGCGUGAGGUCAGCACUCGCUUCAAGCUGCCUCCGGGGGAGUACCUGAUUGUCCCAUCUACCUUUGAACCACAUCUCAAUGGAGACUUCUGCAUCCGGGUGUUCUCGGAGAAGCAGACGGAGACAGCGCCCUGUGACGACCCCGUCAACGCAGAACUGGAGGAUGAGACGGUGUCGGACGAAGAGGUGGACUCUGGAUUCAGAAACCUCUUCUGUAAACUCGCUGGAGACGACAUGGAGAUCUCUGCCGUGGAGCUGAAGACCAUCAUGAACAAGAUUGUUGCCAAACGAACUGACAUCAAGACUGAUGGCUUCAGCUUGGAGACGACCAGGGUCAUGGUGAACCUGAUGGACGACAGCGGCAACGGGAAGCUCGGCCUCGGGGAGUUUGCCACGCUGUGGAAGAAGGUUCAGAGAUACCUGACCAUCUAUAAGAAGAACGAUUCGGAUAACUCUGGGACCAUGAGCACUCCAGAAAUGAGAGUUGCCUUCAAAGAUGCAGGUUUCACUCUCAACAACACCAUCUACCAGCAGCUGGUGGCUCGAUACUCGGACCCCGACAUGACCAUCGACUUCGACAACUUCGUGGGUUGUCUGAUGAGGCUGGAGAUGAUGUUCAAGAUCUUCAACAAGCUGGACCCUCACAAAAGUGGCUCCAUCGAGCUCGACUUCAACCAGUGGUUAAACUUCUCCAUGAUCUGAGCCGCAGACCGGGCUUCCAGCAACGCGCCGCCGCCAUAUUCCUGUUAACAGCCGCCGCCGCCGCUUCAACGUCUCUUUAUUGUCAGUCUCCCUGUAUGUUCACGGCAUUACAGAAAAAUACAAACAUGUUUCUGUCUCUCUCUCACACAUAAGAAUAUACAGAUCAGGAAAUUAAAAGGAGGAAACAAGGUAACAGAUUCCUGGAUCGAGAGAAAAAUAAAGUAAAUGAAUAAAAUCAGGAUAUAUAUCACUUCCUGUUGUUGCUAGAAUGUUUUAUACGACAGACGUCUGUUUUACUCUGUGACACAACCAACUGACAGUCCAUGUUAAGUCAAUAAAUCUGUCCUCGGAAAACUAA
This is a messenger RNA of Mugil cephalus (flathead mullet), 2476 nucleotides long. RefSeq names its product calpain 2, (m/II) large subunit b (gene capn2b). The record is from RefSeq and is a predicted model, not a curated record. Gene Ontology annotation, cellular component: cytoplasm. Gene Ontology annotation, molecular function: calcium-dependent cysteine-type endopeptidase activity; calcium ion binding. Gene Ontology annotation, biological process: proteolysis. The coding region runs from base 25 to 2118 and encodes 697 amino acids. NCBI's taxonomy places the organism in Eukaryota, Metazoa, Chordata, Actinopteri, Mugiliformes, Mugilidae. The transcript is spliced from 20 exons.